Messenger RNA from Haemonchus placei, 444 nucleotides. The record is from the annotation of a GenBank genome assembly. Lineage: Eukaryota; Metazoa; Nematoda; Chromadorea; Rhabditida; Trichostrongylidae.
AUGGUAAGUGCAAUGGAUGACCAGUUGGCCGACUGUCGUGAGGUCUUCUGCUAUUUUGAUAGCAGAGGAGAUGAGAAGAUAAGCGUACAACAGGUGGGUGACGUUUUGCGAGCGCUUGGACAGAAUCCAACAGAGGCCGAAAUCGGUCGAUGCUGUGCUGCAUACGAGAAAGAAGCUCGCCUUUCUUUCGAAGAUUUCGUCCCCAUUUUCCAGUCUAUCAGUAAAAAUAGGGAGAAACACACCGUCGAAGAGUUUGUUGAAGGCCUUUCUCAUUUUGAUAAAGAAGGCAACGGACUGAUUAAUGUGGCUGAGUUGCGCCAUCUGCUCACAACCCUAGGUGAACGGCUUACUGAUGAAGAAGUCGAUCAGCUUCUAGCAGGGCAUAACGAUUCUCACGGCAAUGUGAAUAUCGCCGACUUCGUGCGCAAUGUAAUGAAUUCUUAA